AUAAAAGGUUCUCAUUCGAGUAACAGAGAAUUACUUAGGAUUAUAUUAAAAUAAUUCCCAACAGAGAAAAAAUGGUGACAAAAAUGUUACUCAGAGGUUUACUUUUGGUGAUCUUAGCUGGAUACGCAAUGGGCGGUUGCAACUCGCAAGCAGAUUGCCCAAGACAUUACUGCUGCGCGAAGAAGGCUUUUGUGGAAGGUGAAUUCAAUUGCGUGCCCAAUCGGAAGAAAAACGAGUUGUGCUUGAAUGGAGGAGAAGACGAAGUGUUGUAUGAUGGGAAGUUCGACAUCACGUGUCCUUGUGACGAAGGGCUGCAAUGCAUUAAGUUCACCUAUCCCGAUGGUCAAGGAGGAUUUGUAUCGAAGGGUGUACCAACAUGUCGCAACUUGACUGAAGACCGUAUAUUAAUGAGACGGAAGGUGCUCCAGAGACAACUUUCUAACUCUAAGGCAGAUGCAGGUGCAAGCUCUUUCGGACAACGACGUAAAUAACAUGUACCUUAUCCUGAUCACACAUACUUCACAAGUGACAGCAGCAUGCCCCUUUAAAACAGUAUUUUUAAAAUUGUACUUGUAAAAUUACCAAUAAAAGUCUGUCUCUGUGAA
This is a messenger RNA of Argiope bruennichi, 605 nucleotides long. RefSeq names its product venom protein 164-like. NCBI's taxonomy places the organism in Eukaryota, Metazoa, Arthropoda, Arachnida, Araneae, Araneidae. The record is from RefSeq and is a predicted model, not a curated record. Bases 72 to 491 code for a protein of 139 amino acids. The transcript has 4 exons.